AUGAACCGAAAUGUGGAAGAAGAAGAUGAAGCUUCAUCAAACUGUGAAAAUUAUAGUCAUGCAACGAAAAUCGUUCACCCCAAAGAUAUAGCGCUGUGGCCACAAAUUAUAACACCCGAAAUGCAAAGGCAAUUUCUGAUAGAGAAACCGUCGUCUGUUCAUGGUAGUUUGGUCACAUCAAAAACUACAUGCCAGGAAGGAUCGAAAACAGUUACCAGAUCACUUACUGAGAAGCACGAGAACAGCAGGGACCACAUGUUAGCAGUAGGAACUUUUGUUACUAGAUCUUCAGCUGUAGGGCGCAUUGACACAGAUUUAGAACACCAAUAUCAGAACGAGAAGAAAUAUUGGAGAGAAGUAUUAAAACGAAUCAUAGCUACCAUAAAAUAUUUAGCCAAACAUGGGCUGGCAUUCCGAGGGUCUAACCAAUCACUUUUUACUGCUGGCAAUGGUAAUUACUUGGGAGCGUUAGAGUAUUUGAGUGAGUUUGAUGGAUUCUUAGCCAAUCAUUUAGAGAAAUAUUCAGGAAAAGGAAAAGGCUCGAUUAGCUAUCUAUCUGCUACCGUAUGCGAUGAGUUUAUCAUGGUUAUACAGGAUGAGGUAAAAUCUAAAUUGAUAAACGAGGUUAAAUCAGCAAAAUAUUUUUCUAUAAUUGUUGAUAGCACCCCUGAUGCAAGCCAUGUAGAUCAGUUAACUAUUGUGCUUCGAUAUGUAUUGCCAGACGGUAAAUCGGUUGAAAGGUUCUUCGGGUUUAUUCCGAUUUUCUCCCACACUGGUCAAUAUUUAGAGACCGUGUUGAUUAACGCAUUAGUCAACAUGAGUAUCGAUAUUCGGAAUUGUCGUGGACAGAGUUUUGAUAACGCAAGCAAUAUGUCUGGGAAAUAUAAUGGCUUACAAGCUAAAAUUAAAAAUCACAGCAACACUGCGGAAUUUGUACCUUGCUCCAGUCGUUCGUUAAACUUAAUUGGGAAUUCUGCGGCAGAUUGUUGUCUCGAUGCGACAAAAUAUUUUGAUUCAGUUCAACAUAUUUACGUCUUCUUAUCAGCGCCAACACAACGCUGGAAUAGAUUGGAAGAAAAUUUCAAAAAUUCUCAAACUACUCAUCUAACGGUUAAAAAGAUUUGUGAUACGAGAUGGUCAGCUAGAGCUGAUGCUAUAAAAGCUUUACAAAAGGGUCAUCACGAAAUACAUAUGACAUUGGAUCAACUAAGUGUUGACAUUUCCCAAAAGAAGAGUGUGCAAUUAGAAGCAAAGGAAUUGUCUAAAAAAAUUGACACGCUAGAAUCUUUUCUUCUCACAUUGAUAUGGGAUAAAAUAUUGAGUCGAUUUAAUGCUACCAGUGAGUCACUGCAGAAUCCGCACUUAUGUCUCCAUAUUGCGACAGACUUUAUAAAAGGUAUCAGAGAAGAUUUCGAUGAUAUUGAAAGACAAGCCAUCAGUUUAUCAAAGAUCAAGAUGUAUGAGAAGGACAUUCGAAGGACUAGACACAGAACGUCAUUUGCUGAUGAGUCACAUACCAGCGAAGUUGUUAGUUAUCGUUCAAUUAAUGACAAGUUCAAAAUUUUCUUCGUCGAUGUUCCUUCUUUGGAUUUGAAAAAGGUCGGGACACUCACUAGAGAUCUAAAAGAGUUUUAUAAAAGUGAUAUCGCCAGCGAGGAAUUUGAUGAAGAAGUUUAUCAGUUUCUGGACUUGGCUUCCAAAAAUGACAUGAGAACACCACAAGAUUUUUAUGAGUUCAUCAUCGAAGAGCAAAUCUCUUCAACUUUUCCGAAUGUUGAAAUUAUAUUAAGGAUAUAUCUCACACUUCCAGUGAGUAAUGCUACUGGCGACCGUAGCUUUUCUGUUCUAAAACGGGUGAAAAACUAUCUUCGCAGUACUUUGUCGCAGGAAAAAGUGAGCUCUUUAGCGCUUUUAUGCAUCGAAAAAGAUGUGUUCAAUGGUAUUGAUUAUGAGGAUAUCAUAAAUACUUUUGCACAGAAAAAAUGCAGAAAAGUUCCUCUGUAA
Molecule: messenger RNA, 2004 nt
Organism: Athalia rosae (coleseed sawfly)
Lineage: Eukaryota; Metazoa; Arthropoda; Insecta; Hymenoptera; Athaliidae
Product: zinc finger MYM-type protein 1-like
Exons: 2
Coding region: 1-2004 (667 amino acids)
Molecular function (GO): protein dimerization activity
Source: RefSeq, a predicted model, not a curated record